This is a messenger RNA of Acanthopagrus latus (yellowfin seabream), 3193 nucleotides long. Its product is annotated as forkhead box protein P2-like. The transcript is spliced from 15 exons. The record is from RefSeq and is a predicted model, not a curated record. NCBI's taxonomy places the organism in Eukaryota, Metazoa, Chordata, Actinopteri, Spariformes, Sparidae. Gene Ontology annotation, molecular function: RNA polymerase II cis-regulatory region sequence-specific DNA binding; DNA-binding transcription repressor activity, RNA polymerase II-specific. Gene Ontology annotation, biological process: regulation of transcription by RNA polymerase II. Gene Ontology annotation, cellular component: nucleus. Bases 507 to 2297 code for a protein of 596 amino acids.
AAAUAUUCCUAAAAACCCUGAAAAACUCACUGGAACUCAAUAACACUGUGUGAUAAUGUGACCGCGAUACUUUAUGUGAACGGUCAAACGCACAUCUUACUGUCAGUAGAAAAUAAACUUUGCAUUAAUAGUAACUGUAUAAAUAUGUCUUUAUUUUUAGAGCAUAUUGUCAUCAUAUCUUUUCAAUUAUAUUUAUGUACGCUUAAGGUCUACAUGAUAUUAUUGUCCUGAAAUGUAGAUAUUUUAAAUCUAAUGAGCUAUGCUGAAAUAACUACUUUUAUCCUGUUUCCACUCACAUGCAAUUACAUUCUUACCUGUAAAUUAAUAUUUAUUAACUUCCUCAAUCUAGUCUUUGAUUCAAUUUGAUUUGAAGCUCUCAAGUUAGUUUUCUUUUCUCCUCCACACAGUUUAGGUGUAAUUUAGCUGAAAUGCUACACUGUACCAGCAGUGUUUGUGGCUUACUGGUUAUUUAGUGUCGACUCCUUUCUUGUAGGACUUGAGCUGGGAUGCCUGAGUCUCCUCUCAGUCCCACAGCAGCCCGUCAAACUCCAGCCAGCAGCCUCCUCAGUCACACAGACAACGGUGCAGGCGAGGGAGCAGCUAAUGGGGACUCCUGCAGUGGAGUGAGUGCUGAAAACUGGCAGAGUCUCCACCAUAAACAGGUGUUUCUGGCUAUGAUGGCUCCUCAGCAGAUGCAGCACCUUCUGUCUCCCAACCAGCUGCAGGCCCUUAUCCACCAGAAACAACAAGCCCUAAUGAUCCAGCAGCAACAUCUGAAAGAGUUUUACAAGAAGCAACAACAACAGAUUCACCUGCAGCUGCUUCAGCAGCAGCCCAGCAAGAAAGUUAAAGAGCUUCCCGCACAGCAGCUCAUGUUCCAGCAGCUGCUCCAGCUCCAGCUCCAGCAGCAGCAGCAGCAGCAGCAGCAGCAGCAGCAGCUUCUCCGGGUGAAGACACCGGUCCUGUCCUCUCCAGGAGGUCUCAGCCCUGCAGAGAUGCAGCAGAUAUGGAAAGAGCUCACAAAUGGACUGACUGAUGAUAAAACCACAUCAAAGGGCAACCAGGACUCUUCUGUUCAUGACAUGAUGUCAACAAAAGUCAGACGGAGACAGGCGGGUGACCAGGAGACUUCUUCCCCUCAGAGGGCAGAAUGUGCUGUUAAAGCUAAUCGAGAUGCCACACACACUCUUUACAGCCAUGGAGUGUGUAAUUGGCCCGGAUGUGAGUCGGCAUGUGAAAACUUCAGCCAGUUUGUCAAGCAUAUGGGCAGUGAGCACACUUUGGACGACAGAAGCACGGCACAGUGCAGAGUCCAGAUGCAGGUGGUUCAGCAGCUUGAGCUUCAGCUCCGCAAAGAACGGGAGCGUCUGCGAGCGAUGAUGGCUCACCUGCACCUUCCAUCUUUAGAAGGCCAGCCACUCUCUGCACCCACGAGUCUGCAGUCGCCGCAGUCUGACACAGCUGCUGACCCCCGCGGUCCACAGCUCAGCUCAGUCGCCAUCAACAACGACCUGCCCUCGCUGAGCCCGUCAGACUUGGCCCAGACCUCCCCCAAACUUCUGGGCCGUGUCAGCUCUCCCUCACAGGGGUGUGAAGACGAGUCGCCCACUAAUACAUCGUGUGCCGGGGCCAUAAGACGUCGUCAUCAUCCUUUGGCGUACUCCCUGUCGUCAGAAAAUGAAUAUGAGCUCUAUAAGAACACUGACAUCAGACCACCUUUCACCUAUGCAACACUGAUAAGACAGGCUAUUAUGGAAACACCAGACAUGCAGCUAACACUCAAUGAGAUAUACAACUGGUUCACGCGGACGUUUGCUUAUUUCAGACGCAACGCUGCCACUUGGAAGAACGCAGUGCGCCACAACCUGAGCCUGCACAAGUGUUUUGUGCGUGUGGAGAAUGUGAAAGGCGCCGUGUGGACAGUGGAUGAGGAGGAAUACCAGAGGAGGAGAUCCCAGAAGAUCACAGGUCCGUCACUGAUGAAAAAUGUGGCCUCCAACCUGGAUUUUGGGACCAUUCUGAAUGCCAGUUUACAGACGGCACUGGCUGAGGCAUCGCUGCCAGGAUUCAAGAAAGAGUGUGUCGGCAGAAACUCCAGGAGUCAAAUACAGGAGAACAAAGCAACAAACAGCCAAAGUCAACAAAACUUCUCCCCACGAGUCCAGCAGGCUCUUCUCCUUAAAGACGAAGCACUGACUCUGACCAACCAAGAAUCCCUGAUGCCAACGGUGAAAUCAGCCAGUCUGCAGCACAACGUGACUGAAAAUGACGAAGAGCAUUUGUUCGACCUUGAAUGACAACAGAAGGUUUCAGACUUGACACAAUCACUGCAAAGUAGUAAAGUAAAACUGUGCUGACUAUCAGGGACGUAGACAACAAUAUAGCACCAUGCACAUAUCCAAAUGGAGCUAGCCAGAGUUGUGGUUCAUUAUAGGGUUCACAUAUGAACGCUGGUCUGGUUUUGUUGUCUUCUGUCCUUUCGACAUUAGGAAAGAAGGGUAGUUGUUUUUGUGUUAGGUUUCAGAAAAUGAAUUCUGUUAAAUACAAAACUCUGUGUAUCUGAAGCCGUGCAUUGCUCAAAUUUGAACAACGCAAAUAAGAAAAAAGGUGCGUCAAAAAAGAAAUACAUGAGAACGUACGCAGUCACAAAUAGAGCUGGGAACUGAUAGUUUGGGAUAAAUGAUGUCCUUUUUCACCGUGAACAAGUCCAACACUGACAUGUAAAUGUUAUAUCAUAAAGGCCAAAGUGAGUGAUUUGUAAAAUGAUGUAAAGAAUUUAUGUUUUGUCUGUUUAUUGUGACAAGAAAAACACACAGAGUGGAUGUGAAUGUAAAAAAAGAGGGAGGGGUUUUUGUGAUUUUUCUUUCAAUGAAACAUGUAUAGUUUGUACCGUGGCUUCACUCUAGUGUCUCUGUACAUUAAAAUGACUUGUAAGAUGCUCGUCAUCCUGCUUAAAUGUGUUUAAUCAAUGUCCAGCUCAAGUUAGUCAGUGUCUAACGGUGUGUCUGUUGUUUCCCGUGAGUACCUUGUGCUUGAUCUUCCCAAACAUACACUUUUAUAACAAUUGGAGUCUUUACAAUGGAUGUUAUUGUGAACAUGUAACUCUCUGUUUAUGAAACUGUGUUUGUCUAUAGCUGUGUGUCCAAAGUGUCUGAUAACAAUGUAAUAAAUAAAUGUAAACCUGUUCAUUGUU